AUGGCAUUAAGUAGACACAAAUCAUCGGGUCCUUACAAUUUAGUUCCUAGCAAUGAGAAUCUCGACAUUGUUAUGCACGACUUGGAGGAAAAAAUACGUCGGGAAAGAUCAACCAAAAAAUACAAUAUCUAUAUUGACGAUCAAAAGACAUUUGCAUACUUCAGAGAAAUAAAGCUUUUGAGUGCAGCUGUGGCAGAUAGACGUGCUGGUAUUGCUGAAUGUACCGCUCAAACUUGGGCUAAGAGACUGAACAAUGAUCCUAAUUGGGAUAUAUUUGAAAAGGAAACCAAUAAGAUCAACACAUGA
Molecule: messenger RNA, 306 nt
Organism: Gilbertella persicaria
Lineage: Eukaryota; Fungi; Mucoromycota; Mucoromycetes; Mucorales; Choanephoraceae
Exons: 1
Coding region: 1-306 (101 amino acids)
Source: RefSeq, a predicted model, not a curated record